ACCUUUUUAUGUAUUCAAGUACCUCCACCUCUUUCUUUUUGGAACUGAAUGUAGAUCAAGACUAAUAUAGUCUCCCUGAACCUCCAGAAUUAAUGAGCCCCAACAUAGAACAAUUGGUGAGGCUACUCGCAUGCAUUUUAAAAAUAUAGAAUCUUGAGAUCUAACGAGUGCGCCACAAAAUGCAGCCACUUGAAGUUUACAUUUAAAUUGUACAACUCAGUGGUGAUGAAUAUGACAAACAUUCGGACUUCCAGAAGAAGGAGAUGGAUAGCUAGAAUGCUCCUUUCCCAGAGAAAGACAGCAGGCUGGGUCAAGUAGCGGGUCCAUGGAAAGGUAGAAGACCCUCCAGGAGUUUGGCAGAUGUGGAGCCACCUUCUGUUCUGCUCAGAGGUUGGGCUGCUGUGAGUGGGUGCCAACAGCACCGCCUUUCAUCAUGGAAGAAUCUAGCUGGGGGAGAAGCGAUGGUGGUUUUAUGCCCUGCACAUCAAACUAUCCUUUGCCAUUUCAGUGGUUCUACUAUGGCUCACUCCCUGAGUGAAAUCCCGGACCCCCUGGAUGUCGUGGAGACCAGUGAUGAAGGAAAGAAGAAAUCCAAAUUUAAAGUCUUCAAAGGGUUUUUUGGCAAAAAGAAGAAGAAAGACGCCGACGGCACCCCGACAGUGAGGACAAUACAACCCAGUUUGUCCAGCGGCAAUCUCAGCAUCUCGCUGAAGCCGAUUCCUGCGGAAGAACUGCUGGCGCUAAGGUACAAGAGCAACAUGGGGACCAAGGCCCUAUCUCACGACAGCAUCUUUAUGUUGGAGCCUGAACGUGAACGAUCUGCCAGUAGAAGGAACUCCCCACCAGAGCAUCAUCGAGGGAAUACUCUGCAGAUGCUACCAAUUCAGCAUCACCAACUAAGCAUCACCCCACCUCUGAUUCGACAUGGCUCAAUCUAUAAGGACUUGGAUCUCAUCUCCAUGGACGAUGACAUUCUCAUGGACCCACAAAUGAAGAGUACAUCCCCAAAGAGCUUGAAGGCAAAGAAGGUGAAACCACAGCAGGGAGAAUCAAGAUUUCCCCUGUCGUCAGAAGAAGAGAAGACUGCGACCAUGCCGAAACAAAUCCAGUUGAAGAAGCUGAAAAGAGACACUGCAGGUCCCUCAAGCCAGGAACAGAGCAAGAAGAGUGAGAGUUCUGAAAGGAAGACAAUGGAUAAGGCUUUAGGCACUGACACCGUGGGGCGCCAGGGCCGCUCCACGUCAGCAUCACAUGGGAGAAAGCGUGAAAGGAAGUUAACACUUACAGGGCUGAGUGAGUGCAAACCCAGAGAAAGAAGCCAUAAAAAAUCCAGUCGAGGUCAUGGCCUAGGAGAUCGAGCUGAGUCCCCAUUUGCAGAGAACACUGGCAAGGAUUCCCCUGACCAGUGCUUUGCCUCGGAGAAGCAAUUUAGGGAGCAACCCACCACUCCAUGGGCAGACAUAGCCGCAGGUGAAGCCAAAGGACCUUUCAUAGAAUCCAUAGCUGAAGACAUAGAAGAGCCCAUGGAUAGUAUUAGAUCACCAUACGCCGGAGAUAUUCCCUCAAUGAGUGAGGAGGCGCAGGGAUUCAUGGAUCCCUCCUAUGCCCAGUCAGAAUGGGAAGCAAUUUAUGGCCUUGAUUCACGAAGUGCCGUGUUUAAAAUGGAAUCGGCCCAGAGUACCCCAACCAUCUUCCAAGAAACACCUUCCGGAAACGUAAGCCAGGACUUGCCAGCAGGUGCUGCCGACACAGCCAGUGCUAGGGAGAAGAGAGGCAUUUCUGCCGAGAGGCUGCCUCCUCAAAUCCCCAAAUCAAAAAGCUUUACCCAGGCAUGGUGGAAGCCGGGACACAGUCAACAAAGCUCAGAUGCAGAGAGCACUUCUGAGGAGGAGAGGGAAUCCGAGGAGCUAGAGAAGUCUGAAGAUGGAUCAGGCUCUUCCUCAGACACAGAUAGUAGUCUAGAGGUAGGCGCUGUUUCGCAGGUUGCUGGCCACUCUUCCCCGCCCCUGGGGAAACCUGAAGAUGGGCAAGAGGUCAUCCUCAAAUCACAAAGGUUUUGGGGAGAAGGAAGCACUUACGGGGAGCAGCUGGUUCCCAGAUACCCUUCCCAGGAUUGGGGGGGCAAAGAAGUCUCCACCGGAUCAAUUAGUUCUCUUGAAAAGGACCGCCAGGCCAAGGAUUGGAGCAGAGAUGAAGAAGACUGGUCUUCCCAACAUCAUUCCUCGGCCUUGGGAAUGCGCAAAGACAAGCUCCAAGUCUCAGUGGCAGAGAAGGCUCCCGAGGGUCAGAAAGUGGCUGCGGAGCAGUUGCUCAUUUCUCAGCCCGUUAUGAUGCACCCAGUUUCCUCGGGUUCCCUGAGAGGUCCUACAGAAGGAAGUGACCCUGUGGAGCCAGCAUCGUCCUGGGACCCCUACCACCAGUGGGAAUCCAUGCACGCAGGUGCCCAGAGCAUGGCCGAGGCGCGGGACAUAACUUUGCCACCCCUGCCACCCAGAACCCACCAGAGGCAUCUGCGAAGGCUGAGAGCUGAGCAGCAAGCCCCCUCAGGUGCCCAGAGUCCUGUCGCCGGUGACCUGCCGGAGCCGAAGCCUCCCAGAGGGCCGAUGAAACCAGAAGUCUCCAGAGGCCCCAAACCUGCCACUGUGGAGGAAAGCCUUUCCAUGCCCACCGAGCCCUCCGACUAUCCUUCGCAGCCCUGGGCUAGACCAGUGGUUGAGCCACAAGUGCCCGUAGGUGCCGAGAAUGUGGCGCCUGAAGAGAAAAUGUUUAUGGGGCUGCCACCUCUCAGGCGCACUCUACAGUCAUGGCCACCAGCCUCUUCGUUUCCAGAAAGCACGGUUGCGAAAGGGCCCUUCUCCAGGGAGCAGCUGCCUUCCAAAAGCGGCCCCAAAUAUCCAGCCCAGCCCUUGGGCAAUCCCAGGGUGAAGCAAAUCUCCGAGAGCACUACCAUUAAGGAGGGUACGCUCAGAGAGCUGCUGCCUCCAGAGAGCCGUCCCCAGCCCCUGAUGAGGCCUGAAGUCCAGCCACAGAUAAUGCCCCCAGGUCCCAGAGGCCCUGUGCAGUCACGGCCAGUGCCUACAUCUGAGCCACAAGUCUCUGUCGUCACCGGGCCCAAGGGUGCUGCCUUUGAAGAAGAUGUUUCUCAGGAGUCUGUCCCCUACAGACCCCCUUCUGAAGAGGUCGUCGCCGAUCCGAUGAGUGCUUCAGCCACAUGGGGUGGUUCUGUGGAGCCAGUGGAUCCCCAAGACCCGUUCCAGCCAUGGGGAAGCCCUGAAUUUGAGCAGUACGUCGCCGGUGGUUCAGAGGGCCCUGCUUUUGAGGGAGCCAUGUUGAUGGAGCCACCAACUCCCAAACAGCCUCUGGCCGUUGGAAGCGCUAAUGUCCAGCACGUGUCGUCCGACUUGGAGAGUGCUGCUGUGGAGGAAGGUCAUUCCGGGAAGCCACUGCCCCCCAGGUAUCCUACUGAGUUGUUAAUGGACUCAUCUGUCCAGGAAACCGCCAAGCUAGAGAGCUCUGCUGCCGAAGGAGCCAUUCCGAAGAAGCUGCUGCCACCGAUGCGCCCGUCCAAGUCAUAUGUGAAGUUCAUGGCAGAACAAAUCUUUUCCAAUCCUGAGAGCCCUGCUGUCGGGGGGAUCAUGUAUGUGAAUCCUCUGCCUCCAAAGCCUUCUCCCAAAGCUCCGUUGCAGCCUAAAGUUGAGCCCUCCGAGGGUGCUGGCCUUGAGGAAGGCGUUUCUAUGAAGCCGAAGCCCACAGUGGGUCCCUUGCAGUCGUUGGAGAAACCGGAAGAGCACCAGGAGGAUUUCUUGGUUGCAGAGAAGUGGAGAAUCUUCGAAGAGCAGCUGGCUUCCAGGCGCUCCUUCCAAGCCAACGGUGCCCAGCCACAGAGUGUCUCAGCGGGGCCACCUGUGGAGCAGAGCAGCUCAGAAAAGCAACUGCCACCCAGAUCCCAUGUCCAAAGCAUUGGGGACCCUGAAGAACAGCCACAGGUUCCUUCUCGUCCCACGAAUGCCACCACUGAGAGAGAUGUCGCUGAGAGUGAUGCCGGCAGCAGCUUCUUACCAAGAGCCCCGGAUUCUUCCAACAAACCCAAGAAACCCAUCCAAGGCUCCGAAGACCUCACUAAGCACACCCCCUCCAAAAUGGUGAAAUUCGCCAAUGUGCAGCCUCCGAAGAAAAUCAUUCCGAGCAGUCUUUCCUUUCAGAGAGAAAUUCUUAACAAAGAGGAUACGAAGGAUAAUAAGCUUGCAAGCUCACCUACCACUGAAGAUAAAGUUGAAAAUAUUUUUGGGGUGAAGCUCAGAAGAGUCCCUUUCUCACAGAAGUACAGGGAUGAGAAGAAACAAGGCAGCUGUCCAGAUCUUCAGACAAUCCACUUGGAUCCAGCUUUAGCUGCCAUCGUGAAAGAACAGCCAGUCCGAAGAGCCAUUUCACAGUGGAACCUGAGUGCUACAGAGAAUCUCGCCAAAACAUUUGGCUUUGAGAGGAAGCAACAGAUGGGAUUACGAGCUGAAGGUGUAACCAAGCAGCAACCGACUUACAAGAUCGCAGCAAAGGCUCCGCGUCGUCCGUCUGAUUCUACCACUGCAGAGCCAGCUUGGCUAACCCUGGUGAAGGAGAGGCAGAGAUGUACCCAGACCUACGGUACUGUAAAAGAACCAAUUACCAAGAAGGGACCUGGAGCCAAGGCAGAGACUAAGGAGCCUCGAGAUGGGGGAGCUGCCCCUGAAAAAGAAAAGAAGCAACCAAUUUUGGUUUCCAGUGUCCGUACACAGGAGAAGAUGCCACAAAUGAACCUACCUAAGUCAACCAAAGCAGCCGAAGCUAAGAAGAUGGUUCCAAUGCCCGCUGUGGAUAAAGAAGCCCGUAGACCUGCAAGUUUCCCAGCAGUGCCCGCAGAUACCGCCGAGUCUGUUGAACCGGUGUGGUUCUCCAUGGCGAAGCAGAAAGCCAAAGCAUGGAGCCACCUAGCAGAUAUGAUGUAAUAGUGAGCUCAUAGGUUGAGCACCAUCCAAGAGCUGCAUUGAUUCCACAUUGGUGGUUUCUUUUUCUUUUAAGUUUUUUUUUUCUUGAUUAUGAUGAUUAUUUUUUAUUAUGAAAAAGAGCUUUGGAGAUGAGAGAUAACUCUCACAAACACCCAGCCUUCCAUACGGUCACUACCAGCAUCACAAAACUCAGCAUUUCCCCUAUUGAAAACAUAUAGGCACCCUUUGUACCAAAGAAUGUUUUAAAAGCUUUCAUUGGGACCAAUGUGCGUUUUGUCACAGCAACUCACAGGGUCAUUUCCUUACACCAAAUAAAAUCUUUCUGCUGCAAAAAAUCCAGAUGAUCUCAUGCAAAGAUUAGAUUGUAAGCGUCAUGAGCCUAGUUAAAUGCUUCGAUUCUUUGGUUGCAGCUUUCUCGCAAUCAAUUUGGUACUUAGCUGCAUCUCAUGUGGCGACGCCCUGUAAGAAGUUCAUCUAGGUUCCUCAGCAUUAGUGAUAUCUGCCUUUCCGAACAGGCACACUGAACAGUAUUGGAGACUUCGCUUUGGUUGUCUCGAAUUCAAACUUAAUGCAUUAUUUUAUUAGGAGACCCAUCUGCCUCUCACCUCAGAGCUACCUAAAUGGAAAUGCAGGCGUGGACACCUACCUGUGUCAUUGAGUUGACCUGGGGGUGGGGGGCAGAUGCCCACACAAAAAGUCCAUAAAGGCCAUGAGAUUCUGGUACUAAUUUUGACCUGAAAUGAUUAGCUUUGCUGAUGAUGGUAUGACACUGUAAACCAUAUGCUGGGUGGUUUUUUGUUUUUGGUGUUUUUAUUUUAUCAAACAUCUCUUUUUCGUAAUGUUAUAUUUUGUUUUUGUUUUUUUGACAGUGCAAGGUUUUUCUUAAUUGGAUUUUACACCCUUACAUGCAUUUUUCCCUGGCAAUCCUAGAGGAUCCCCUGUU
Messenger RNA from Echinops telfairi (small Madagascar hedgehog), 5925 nucleotides. Its product is annotated as KIAA1210 ortholog. The transcript is spliced from 9 exons. The coding region runs from base 462 to 4982 and encodes 1506 amino acids. The record is from RefSeq and is a predicted model, not a curated record. Lineage: Eukaryota; Metazoa; Chordata; Mammalia; Afrosoricida; Tenrecidae.